Molecule: messenger RNA, 750 nt
Organism: Cryptosporidium ubiquitum
Lineage: Eukaryota; Apicomplexa; Conoidasida; Eucoccidiorida; Cryptosporidiidae
Exons: 1
Coding region: 1-750 (249 amino acids)
Biological process (GO): rRNA processing
Cellular component (GO): nucleus
Molecular function (GO): 3'-5' exonuclease activity; nucleic acid binding
Source: RefSeq, a predicted model, not a curated record
AUGAACAAAAAAGUACUACCCAGAGCUAUAUCUAUAGAUUGUGAAAUGGUAGGUUGUGGUGAAAAUGGACAUAUAUCUGUACUUGGAAGGAUUGCUGUUGUAGAUGAUAAGCUCAAGUUACUUAUGGAUGCUUUUGUGAAGCCAAGUAUGAGAGUUACUAAUUUUAGAACUAAAUGGAGUGGCCUUACUUGGGAUCAACUUAAGUUUGGAGAAUCGUUUGAAUCAAUUCAAAAAAAAUUCCUUCAAAUUGUGGAACAUUAUAGAAAAGAAAGCAGCUCAGGGUUGGUGUUUGUUGGCCAUGAUAUAUCUAAUGAUUUCCAAGUACUCAAAUGGACCCCUCCAGAAUCCGAAAUAAGAGAUACUUCUACUUAUUUUCCUCUUAGAAAAUUAUUAAUCAAAUCUCUUUUAGAAAAAGGAGAAAUCACUCGUUUUCAAAAGGAAUGUUUUCUUAGACAAAAACCUUCUCUUAGAUCCCUAUCAAAACAUGUCUUGAAUGUAAAUAUCCAACAAGGAUCACAUUGCCCUUGGGAGGAUGCCAAGUCCACUAUGAUGCUUUAUCUAAUGGUCAGAGAAAGGUGGGAAACACUCAUAUUUAAUAAAAAUAUGAUUGUCAAUCCUCCCACAACUGGUGCUCUUAAUAAUGAACAAAUUGAGGAUUUGGGAGAAGUUGUUAUACCUAAUAGGACAAAAAAGAAUAAAAAGAAAAAAGGAAGGAAGGGAGAAAGGCAGGUAAUUAUUAACAAUAAAUGA